UCUCUAUUUCGCAAACACAAAUUCACUGUUUUAAAAACAAAUUCAUUGCUUUACAAAUACAAAGUCACUAUAAAACCAAUAACAAUACAAAUUCACUGCUUUAAAAAUACAAAUUCACUGCUAAUGUAAAGAAUUUGCAUGUGUGCUUAAAAUAGUGAAUUUUUGCUUUUAAAGCAGUGAAUUUGUGUUUAUAAAGCAAUGAAUUUGUGCAAUUAAAGCAGAAUGUAUACAUUGAGCAGUAUCGAGUCGGGAUGACAAAUAUUUUAACCUCUAAAAUCUCGUACUUUAACGCUUGAUAACUCGAUUCAUGAUGAAAACGCGGAGGCCGACCGCCGCGUUUUCUUUUUUCCAGAUUCUUUCAUUUUGAGUGAAAAUACGUCGAAUUAUGGCGGAAAAAGGUGCUCAUUUGACUGGGACUGCAUACAUUAGGCCUUCUAUAUUUGAGAUUAUUGCACAGGAAUCCCUUGCAUCGACUCUUGAACCGGCUUUUAAAAAAAUUCUUUCGUUUCUUGUAUCUUUUAAUCUUGAGAAAUAUGGGCAUAUUCUUCAAUGGACAGAUGAAGGGUAUUUAAUUUUUAAUGUAUUUCUUCAACGAUAUUACCUAAAGAGAUAUUUUGCAUCAUUUUCUGAAACAUUUUAUGGUUUGAAACGUGUCACAAUAAUUAAUUCCAAGACAGGAUUACAAGAAAAAUUAUCACAUAAACAACAAAUAUUAUCAUUAAUAAUAAUAGUGACAUUUCCAUAUUUAAAGAAUAAACUUGUGCAACUUAGUACAAAAUAUAAACUACAAAACAUAGACAGUACAUCAAGAAAGAGGAGACAAAAGUUUUUCAAUAAAUGUGUCGUUAAAGGACUCUCAAUUCUUUUUAUAACAUAUGAAACUCUCGUGUUAUAUAAUUACAUACUUUACGUAUCUGAGAAAUCAAUAUACCCAUCAUUCUUGCUAAGACUACUAUCUGUUACAUUGACAUACGCCGAUCCGCAAUCUGCUCUCACUGUCACCGAGUUAUUAAGGAAAAUAAAAUAUAAUUCAUUCACUGUCUCUGAUGGAUGGAAUAUACUUCAAAGAAUCAUUACUGGAUCUCUUGAACUCGGAGCUUUCUUCUUACAAUUUCUUUCUUGGUGGAAUCAGGAAAAUUAUGACAUGGAUAUUAUGAGUCUUCCAGCUCCACCGCCACCAAAGGUGCCAAAUGUAGCGCAGCAAUAUAAAGGAAUUUGUCCACUUUGUCAUAAGCCUCAUCAUAUACAUACCGUGCUUAUGGUAUCUGGUUACAUAUUUUGCUAUCAAUGUAUUUUGUUGGAAAUACGGAUAAAAAAGAAAUGUCCAGUAACACAUUAUCCUGCCAAAGAAGAUGAUCUAAUUCGUCUAUAUAUAGAAUAAUAAAUUAUACAUGCAUGUAAUUUUUCAUGUAUAUGUUGAAUAUAAUAUACACAUGUAAAUGUCAAAGAAGAAAAUAAGUAUUGUGAGAAGAAGUUGGGCUUUAUUCGUUUUAUGAAUGAAUUACAUAUUUCAAAGUUAUUUGGCAUUAUAUCUUCAAUUUAGUUGUAUUAUAUA
Trachymyrmex cornetzi is the source of this 1555-nucleotide messenger RNA. It is a transcript of the gene Pex12, whose product is annotated as peroxisomal biogenesis factor 12. Lineage: Eukaryota; Metazoa; Arthropoda; Insecta; Hymenoptera; Formicidae. The record is from RefSeq and is a predicted model, not a curated record. The transcript is spliced from 7 exons. Gene Ontology annotation, molecular function: protein binding; ubiquitin-protein transferase activity; zinc ion binding. The coding region runs from base 386 to 1381 and encodes 331 amino acids. Gene Ontology annotation, cellular component: peroxisomal importomer complex; peroxisomal membrane. Gene Ontology annotation, biological process: protein monoubiquitination; protein import into peroxisome matrix.